CGGAAGACUAAAUGAGACAUAAAUAGACCCCGACAAACAAAUUUCAAUAGAAAACAUCCUAAAACGGUAUGCUCUCUUCAACGUCUGUGGAUUGAGAAGCUUCCAGAAAUGUUUAGAAACGAAACGGGUUGAAGCUCUUCGCGGUCUCGCGGACCUAGAGCCUGCUAGAAGAACUCAUAUCCCUUCUUCGGUUCUUCCAGAUCCAUCUGUUCCUUCAAUAAAGAUCUAACAUCUCCGUCGCAAUUCAGUAAUCAUAAAAACUUUUCCCUUCGAAAAUUCUAUCAAACAUUCAAACGUGACUGCCGAAAUUUUGACAAAAUGGAUCUCAGGAUGAUGGGCCUCGAUCACCCGCUUCUCCACCACAUAAUGGAGUACGCCACCGCCGCCGACGACAAAUCAUCCCACAGAAACGCCCCUUCGAAGACAUUCGUUCUCGACGCGAAGGCAAUGGCUGCGACACCGGCGGACGUGAAGGAGUACCCGAACUCGUACGUCUUCAUCAUCGACAUGCCGGGACUCAAGUCCGGUGACAUCAAGGUACAGAUCGAGAAUGACAAUGUCCUGACUAUAAGCGGGGAGCGGAAGCGUGAGGCGGAUGAGAAGGAGGGUGUGAAGUAUUUGAGAAUGGAGCGGCGGGUGGGCAAGUUCAUGAGGAAGUUCGUGCUGCCGGAAAAUGCGGAUCUGGGGAAGGUAUCCGCCGUUUGCCACGACGGAGUGCUGAGUGUGACUGUGGAGAAGGUGCCGCCGCCGGAGCCAAAGAAGCCAAGGAGCAUUGAGGUCAAAGUUGCUUGAAAUCAAUAUGUAGACCAGGCAUAGUGCGAGCACUCUGUUUCCGUUGCAGGAACGGAGUAUUUGAUUCUGUUUCUUUCCUUUUUCAGAUAUGGUAAUGGAAUGUGAUGUUGAUGGUUUUUUUUUUUUGAAAGAAAUCACAUUAACUAAAAUUAACAA
Molecule: messenger RNA, 948 nt
Organism: Cuscuta europaea
Lineage: Eukaryota; Viridiplantae; Streptophyta; Magnoliopsida; Solanales; Convolvulaceae
Source: the annotation of a GenBank genome assembly